This is a messenger RNA of Oncorhynchus tshawytscha (Chinook salmon), 1318 nucleotides long. Its product is annotated as proenkephalin-A-like. Gene Ontology annotation, cellular component: axon terminus; plasma membrane; neuronal cell body. Gene Ontology annotation, molecular function: opioid receptor binding. The transcript has 3 exons. Bases 205 to 1008 code for a protein of 267 amino acids. Gene Ontology annotation, biological process: chemical synaptic transmission; neuropeptide signaling pathway; sensory perception. NCBI's taxonomy places the organism in Eukaryota, Metazoa, Chordata, Actinopteri, Salmoniformes, Salmonidae. The record is from RefSeq and is a predicted model, not a curated record.
CAUGCAGACAGUUGGUUCAGAGAAACUCUUCGAAGCCAAAGGACAACACCUUACCGUUACUGCCAUUCUGCAUCCACAAGAGAAUAAGAUUCAAAAGCCACAAAUACAGGCCGUGCCCUACUCCACAUACCCUACACUUCCGGGCCUCCACCCUCUUCCCGUCCCUAUUGCCCGUCCGUCCCGCCCCUCCCUCUGUAGUGAGUCAUGAAGUGGUCCCUGUGGAGCCUACUGCUGCUGGUGGUGCGUCUGUGUUCCCCAGGACGAAGUGACUGCCAGGGUGACUGCCUGGCCUGUGGUCUCCUACUACCCCUACCCAACCCCCAGACCCAGCAGCAAACAUUCAACACAUUGGUGUGUCUGUUGGAGUGUGAGGGUCACAUCUCUACUGCCCUCACCUGGGAGCUGUGUCAGCGAGCCAUCCUACCGCACUACCUCCUCCCACCAGAUGGCGGUGCUGUGUCUAAGAGAGCAGCAGAGGAGCUGAACCUGGGCCCUGUACACCUGGAGUCUGAUGGACAACUCCUCUACUCUGCAGCCAUGGAGCACUACCUGCAGGACAGGGAAGACCAGGAAGACAGGGCCCUGGAGCAACGUGAUACCCAGUACGACUCCUCCCCACUGGGCUCGACCGAGGAGGAAGACUCUCUGGCUCUGGAAAACAGGGAGGAGAAGAAGGAGGAAGAGGACAGGAGGAGGAGCAGUCAGGGGGAGGGAGGAGAUGAGGAGGAGGCGGCCACGGUCCAGCUGACCAAGCGUUUCGGGGGCUUCCUGAAAGGUCACCACGGUUAUAGGAAGUUUAUUGGCGGGCCGGUGGGGCGGCCACUGCAGAAACGCCUAGGAGGGUUCAUCGGGAUCAGGAAGUCGGCCAGGAAGUGGAACAACCAGAAGAGGGUGAGCCAGCUCCUCCGGCAGUACCUGGGGAUGACCAGCAGCAGCAUCCCUGGCCGCGGUGUUGGUCGGUUCAAUAACCCAGGCCAGGGAUUCAGGAGGCUACCCAGCCGGCUGUAGCCUCCCCUUCCCUCCACAACACCCUGGGGGAGCAGAAUUCUCUUCUCCUUCCCUUCACAACCCCCUGGGGGAGCAGAAUUCUCUUCUCCUUCCCUCCACAACCCCCUGGGGGAGCAGAAUUCUCUUCUCCUUCCCUCCACAACCCCCUGGGGGAGCAGAAUUCUCUUCUCCCCUUCCCUCCACAACCCCCUGGGGGAGCAGAAUUCUCUUCUCCUUCCCUUCACAACCCACUGGGGGAGCAGAAUUCUCUUCUCCUUCCCUCCACAACCCACUGGGGGAGCAGAAUUCUCUUCUCCUUCCCUCCACAACC